AUGAAUAGACUAAUAUUUGCCUCUUUGCUUCUUCAUGGAGCAUCUCAAACUGUGCGUUGGCUUUCUGAUCUCCAGACAGCGGGUGAUGAGUGCAGCACACUGCUUUCAGGAUGGGUAUGUAACACAUCAACACUAGUGAGCUGUCCGACAGCAUUGCAAUGCAAAGUUGAAGUGAUUUCAGCAGCAAAUAUUUCACCAUUUCAGUUCCUUCACUCUCAGAAAAAAAAAGGUACAAAAUCUGUCACUGGUCCACACAUGAACAUCAACACACACACACACACACACACACACACACACACAUAUAUAUAUAUAUAUAUAUAUAUAUAUAUAUAUAUGUAUAAGACUGUUGUUGCUGCUGUUGUUUUUGACAGCUGGAUAUCAGUAGUAUCACCAGUGAAAUUCCAGCGUGAAGGUGGGUUUGACCCAGAGGAGGCUGCUGAUGUGAAAACAGUUGGGUGGGGUUCCUUGAACAACCUGGGAGGAAGACCAGACAAACUGCAAGAGCUCACUAUCAAAGUCAUGGAACGAUGGCUCUGUGGCCGCGGUGACUACUAUGGAACAAAGUUCACAAAUAACAUGCUCUGUGCUGCAGAAAGACGAAAGGACACCUGUGAUGGUGACUCCGGAGGUCCUCUCUUAUACAAGGACAUUGCUGUGGGAAUAACCUCUAAUGGAGGGAAGAAAUGUGGCUUCAUCAAAAAGCAUGGAGUCACUGUACAUGUUCUGUUAUUUUCUACAUUAAUAAAACAUUUUCUACGUCUACCUUAA
Messenger RNA from Carassius carassius (crucian carp), 768 nucleotides. RefSeq names its product trypsin alpha-3-like. Lineage: Eukaryota; Metazoa; Chordata; Actinopteri; Cypriniformes; Cyprinidae. Gene Ontology annotation, molecular function: serine-type endopeptidase activity. Gene Ontology annotation, biological process: proteolysis. The record is from RefSeq and is a predicted model, not a curated record.